Messenger RNA from Peronospora belbahrii, 1425 nucleotides. NCBI's taxonomy places the organism in Eukaryota, Oomycota, Peronosporomycetes, Peronosporales, Peronosporaceae. The record is from the annotation of a GenBank genome assembly.
AUGUAUGCAGGAGGUGGAGCAAACGAAAGUGACCAUCAUGGUGCUGGUAAUGUGCCCUUUUCGAGUGCUACAACAGAGAAAAACGACCUGGAUGCACUAGUGUUUGAGUUUGGCACAUCAAAAUGUAAAUUUGGCUACGCUGGUGAGGACUUUCCGCGUGUUUACGAGCGUCCUAUACCAUUUGAGGACGGGCAGGACGAUCAUGAUUCAGGCCGACGACUGAGUUACAGAUCGGCGCAGAUCGAGCGUGACCCAGAAAAAUUAGCCCAAUGGCUUUUUGACGCCAGCUGUUCUAGACUCCAGACGAAGCUCAGUGAACAUCCGCUCUUAUUGGUAGAACGACCAUUUCCUUUGCCAGAAGAUGUGACAGACGAUAUAGGACAGGAUCAGGAUAAGCAGGACGUCUCAGCCAUGACUAAGUCCGAGACCAAGAUACUCCAGGUCAGUAGCAAUAGCAAGAAAAGGGACCUGAAAGCCCGAGAACAGAUGGUGGAAGUAAUUAUGGAAGAACUUGGGGUCCCUGCACUAUUUGGUUCAAAAAGUGCCGUCCUAGCUUGUUAUGCGAAUGCUAGGACCAGUGGCCUCGUAGUGGAAAUGGGAGCAACGUAUACUAGCGUCACGUCGGUUCAUGAAGGUUAUGCAUUUGCAUACCCUAAGAGUCAGGUGGUAUCGUUUGGUGGUCAUGAUUUGGAUGCCUUUUUGAGACUCAAGUUAGCACCGCAAAUUGUUCAGAGUUUAGAGCAAAGAGCAGUAACAACAUCCAUGGAGAUGGAAAUUGCCAAGAGGAAGAAGCAAGCGUGGUCCUAUGUUGUAGAAGCCAAGGAAAGUGGACUGUGUCGUGCAGCUGACGGACCGUUUGACGAAGCGCAGAAUGCGCAAUUACCACUUAUUAGUUAUGAAUUGCCUGAUAAGACCAUUGUAUCGAUGGGUACUGAGCGGUUUAGUGUGGCAGAGCAUUAUUUUCUACAAGAAGUAGGGCCAAGUUCUGCAAACAACGUGACAUCCAGUAUUGAUACAAGAAGCUCCACAGUUAAUGCUCCCGGUAUGCGACUCCCAGAGUUGAUCUGUGAAACAGGAGGAGUUACGACAGAGACUGAUUUACGUAAAGAACUUUUUCAGAACAUUGUGCUGACGGGGGGCAGCUCGUGUUUUGAGAACAUGCCAACCCGAAUUGAACGUGAAGUGGUGACGAGAUUGAGCGGUAUGCCGUUGUCCCUGACAGGGCCUGGAAACAACGGUGCGUCGGGCGGGUUUCCUAACAGUUUGCGCGUGAAGGUAGUUGCGGCGCACCAGCAGGAGCGUCGCGUUGGUGCUUUCCUUGGUGGUUCAAUUCUAGCGUCAUUGGGGUCAUUUCAUGAAAUGUGGAUGUCCAAGGCCGAAUACGCGGAGCACGGUGCCUCACUCAUGCACAAGAAAUGUCCAUAA